AUGAACAGUACCAACACUAACAAUGUCGGCGGUAGCGGAGGGUCCAACAAUGUCGGCCCCGCAGCUACCACUCACGAGCAGAGUCUGUACAGUCAUCUGUAUGGAAAAGAAAUGGGUUUGAUGAGAAAGUUAAGCAAUAUCGAUGACUACCCAAAUCACGUCGUUGCGGCCGCGGCCCGCAAUUAUCAGCAACUGUUGCAACAUCCCGACAGCGUCAUACCGCCAGGAGCCGGCCACCAAAUGCAGCAAAACUUCGCUGCUCAUCCACAUGCCGCUAAAUUCAAUCAGUUCAAUUACCCGAGUGCGGGUGGUUUGCUAAAGCCCUGCUACGACUACUCCGGACAGCAGCAACAGCAGCAACACCACUUGCAAUCCCAUCAGACAGCAUCGGGAACGGCGGCCCCGACGUCCAAUCAACAGAUGAAAAAGGAAAUAUUUAAUCUGGGUGGCAGCAAUGGAGCAGAUAUAUACUCACCUCAGUCGGCACCAGGAAACGCCACCACGUCAUCGCCUGUGGCCUCAGCCAGCGGUUCGACCAACACCACCGCCACUUUAUCAUCCAUGGCAAAUGGGGGAGGCGGCGCAGGAGGCAGUGGUUCACUGUCAUACAUGAAUCUUCAUCAGCCAUCAUCCGCAGCUGCAGCAGCCGCCGCCGCCGCAGCCGCUGCUGCCAUGUAUGCCAAUCAUUUCAGCACUAGUGGACCGAACGGCACAGGUGCUUCGCUGGACAAUGCCGGUGACAGUCUGGCCGAUUUCAACCCGAUGCGUAACUCCAACAAUUCCAACCCUCACUCCACCGCCGGCAGUAACAACAAUCUAAUCAAAUCCGCCACCGACCCGUCAGCCCUCAUGGCAAGAAGCUCAAUUAUGAAUAAUUUAAAUAAUAAUCUUAAUAAAAUCGAACCAAAUAACGAUACCACUCUUAACGAUAAUAACAAUAAUCCACAUAAUCAUCACCAUCAGCAGCAGCAGCAGCAGCAACAGCAACAGCAACAAGGCCACAAUCAUCUCUCCGCGCACCAUCAGCAGCAACAGCAGCAGCAGCACCAUCCGGGCGGCGGUCACGGUGGCCAUCAUCAGUCCUCGCCAUUCCACCAUCAAAUGAUGGGAGGCGUUGGUGGUGCAAGCGGUGGCGGAUCCGGUCCUGGCAAUAAUGACGAUGAUAACGAUAAAUUAUCGUCACCAUUAACGGGUACCUCUACGCUUACCAAUCCCGAUUUGAACGAUCCAGAGAACGAUAGCAAUGAUGAUGGGUAUACGAUUCUGUAA
Sabethes cyaneus is the source of this 1269-nucleotide messenger RNA. Its product is annotated as alpha-protein kinase 1-like. The record is from RefSeq and is a predicted model, not a curated record. Bases 1 to 1269 code for a protein of 422 amino acids. NCBI's taxonomy places the organism in Eukaryota, Metazoa, Arthropoda, Insecta, Diptera, Culicidae. The transcript has a single exon.